GGCUUUUAUUACCAAGAGGUUUGGGUCGUCCUUUCCAAAUUCACAAGUCAUAAUGCAGACAGACAGACAGACAGACAGAUAGAGGCACUACAAUGGCCAUGCAGACAGACAGGCAGACAGACAGAUAGGGCCACUACAAUGGCCAUGCAGACAGACAGAUAGGGGCACUACAAUGACAAUGCAGACAGACAGACAGACAGACAGACUGAGGCACUGUUAACAGUUGAAUGUGAUUUUGUUUAUUAAUAACACAGUGUAACAAUUUUUUUUUUUUUUUUGGUUCCUGGGUAGGAAGUGUUAUUUCCUAAUUGCUUAUGCCUCAAAAGUAUAGAAAAUGGCUAUUAUUCCCCACAAACUUUGCUUUUGUGACCAGGACAGUGAUAUUUUGAAAUUUACCUAUUUUCCAGAACAUUCCAGAUAGAUUCAGUGCUGAAUAAACUUGGAGUAACUUCUAGAACUUUCUAGAACUUUCCAGUAAUAUAAAUAGUAGUAUAAAUACAGGGGCCUUAAGCCCACCAGUUCAGUUUAGUUCCAGCUGCCUAAGUGGAUACAUAUCUGCAUUUUUCUGAGAUGGCAUCAAGAGGCUGCAAGCAUCCGGCAGACGCAUUUUGCUAUGUCUGCGGCCAAUUUAUCAAGACAAGAGCGAAAAAGUACUCAGUGGAAGCAUCUGCUAAGAUGUGUGAGGCCUACAAGGCAUAUUUCGGCAUGCCUGUCGGGGAUCAAGACAAACCCUGGGCACCUCAUUUCACCUGCGAGCACUGCAAAAAAACUCUGGAAGGAUGGUACAGAGGGGAAAAGAGAGCCAUGAAGUUCGCUAUCCCAAGAAUUUGGUGGGAACCCACUGACCACUCAAGCAACUGCUACUUCUGCAUGGUGGACCCUUCCAAACGUCGGACUGGCAAGAAUGCACCUGCUAUCACGUAUCCGGACCUUCCUUCAUCCAUCGCCCCGGUGCCACACUGCCAUGAGCUCCCCGUACCCACUCCUCCAGAGAGAGAGCAGCCGUCUUUAGAAGAGAGCAGCAAGUCAGAGAGCGAGGAAGACGUUGUAGAUCCAGAUGACAAUUUCAGAGGUGGAGCUGAGGAGAGAAACGCAUACUACCCCAACCAAAAACACCUCAACGACUUGAUUAGAGAUCUUGGUCUCACCAAGUCUAAUGCCGAGCUUUUGGCGUCUAGGCUCAAGCAGUGGAACUUGUUGGAUGAAAGUGUGCAAGUCGCAGAUCAGAGGAAGCGUCACCAACCUUUUUCCAGCUUCUUCACCCGUCAAGAUGGGCUCUGCUUCUGCCACAAUGUGACCAGUCUGUUCGAGGCAAUCGGAAUCGCCUGUAACCCGAAUGAGAGGAGCAAGGCGAGCGCUUCCACCAGGAUAUACUGGACCUUGAACGCCGCUACCAAGGACAGUAUAACGAGAACAUGAUGGGAGACUACAUUUGGGGGCUGAUUCGUGAAAGUGAUUUACAGUAUAAUUGUAAAUCUCGAAAAACUACUCACUUCUAAAUCUUUUGUAGUCAUUUUUGUAUUACUUUAGUAUAAAUACAUGUUAAUUUGGAUUCAUAUGUUGUUUUUUUCUGACUUUAUGUGAACGAAAAGACACAGAUUCACCCGUUUUCUCAUUGGAAAUAGGUAAAUUUCAAAAUAUCAAUGUCCUGGUCACAAAAGCAAAGUUUGUGGGGAAUAAUAGCCAUUUUCUAUACUUUUGAGGCAUAAGCAAUUAGGAAAUAGCACUUACUACCCAGGAACAAAAAUUGUGUUACAUAGUGUUAAUGAAUGUGUUUAUUUAUUUGGUCUUGUAAUUGGGGGGGUGCGAGUCUGUUUUAGUCUGGAGUUAUUUUUCAAUCAGGCAUUUGUUUCCUCGGUCGCUGGCAACGCCAGUCUGUGAGCGGAUUCUUCCACAGCGGAGUCGGAUCCUUCUUUGUCUCUGAGAAG
Messenger RNA from Acipenser ruthenus (sterlet), 1928 nucleotides. RefSeq lists its product as uncharacterized. The transcript is spliced from 2 exons. The coding region runs from base 571 to 1419 and encodes 282 amino acids. Lineage: Eukaryota; Metazoa; Chordata; Actinopteri; Acipenseriformes; Acipenseridae. The record is from RefSeq and is a predicted model, not a curated record.